AUGCAAACGUGCCAAAAUUGCAACAUCAGUCUACUGAGCAUAGUACCGCCGCCAGAUGUCUCGCCCAUCGCCGGGACCUUACUCGCCACCAAUCUCCCUCUGGAGCCACACGAAGAGGCGAUCGCCCAGCAGGUCGUCGCAGCUUCGGCCACACGCGUCUCGCACCUAGAUGAGCAAAUCGACCAGCUCGAUGCGAAAGUUAAACAACUCAAUGGAAUGUUGGCGAACCUGAAAUCUCGUCGUGCAGAAUAUGAAGACCACGCACGACUGCACAGGAACCUCGCUGUUCGUCGUCUUCCACCCGACAUCUUGUUGGAGAUCUUCCGCGCCAUUAUAUGUGGUCAUCCGGACGACAUCUGGACAGUGGUCGAAGUUUGUCGGCUCUGGCGUGAGGUCGCGCUUGCCACACCUACGCUUUGGUCUACCUUUCCGUUCAAACGAGCAACGGAGACCACCAUCGUGUCGCGUCUAUCAAGGUCGCUGAAAUAUUCGCAGUCGCUUCCCUUUCAACUCACCAUCUCCUUCGACGCGCUAUCUUACCCAAUCUGCCCGCUCCAAGUCCUUGUAUCUCCUCACGCAAGACGCAUUUCCCAUCUCACUGUUCUUUAUCCCCAGCAAUUACAGUCGACGUUCUUUUUUCCGUCGACUACCGGGCAGCUGAAAUGGGAGUCGCUGAGCUCUCUUAAUAUCUACCAUUUGAACGCAUGCUCUCUGCAAACCCCCCCAACAACUGCAUUCCAGCAUUCGCCUCUCCUUCAGGACGUUCAAGUCACUAGUGUGGAGGGAACUGCCCUGUCUUUCAUGAAUGAACUCCGUCUACCCUGGGGUCAACUCCGCAAGUUCUCCGCAUUCCGAAUCACCCUCGAUUGUGCCCUGUCUAUCUUGCAGGCGGCCACAAGACUCGAAGAAAGCAGUAUCAAGUUGGCACCGCGGCGUUCCCUAGUCAGUGUCUUUAGUUUUUCGAGAUUCCGCCACCCGCUCUUGUCUAGGCUCCACAUUUCGACAAUUGACAAAUUAAUGGCUGAAUCUUUUAUCCACGCCAUGACCCUCCCGUCGCUUCGCCAGCUUUCCAUGGAUUCAUACAAUUUGGACCUCGCAGUCAUCUCCGACCUGGUCGAGCGGUCGUCUUGCAGCCUUAAUUUCCUCAACCUCCCUAGGUAUUAUUCCUCGAUCGUGCAUCCUGCCGCGGGCGUUCAUCGCCUUCUCUCACUUGUACCCGACUUGUCCGACCUCUGCCUUCCUUUAUCCAUCGAAUUUAUUCAGACUACGCUCAAAUUAGUGCCCUCGCUUGCCCCUCGGGUGCGCCACCUUUGUCUCGAAGGGACAUUCUGUAAGAUCGCCAUUCGUGAAGCGGCUUCGGCUUUGCGUGACGAAAGACUUGCCUGCCUGGAAACAUUUACAUUGCACUUUUCCCGAACAACACAAGACGACCCACCACUGACGGUUCCACAUCUGCAUCGAGGCCUUCAUUCAGAAUUUCUUCGGCAGUGGUGCAGUCAGCUUCAGCAUCUCGUUGAUUCUCUUUCGAUUGUGGAUGCGAGUUGCCUCGACAAUGAUCUAGACCGCAUGCUGUCUGCGAUUGAACCUCAUGCCAAUAUUCCUGCGGGAUAUCUGUGCGAAAAGGAAGGAGAGGCAGUCAUCUCCAGCCUCGAGACCAUAUCAACGCAACUUCCCGAUGAUCUUCUCCAACAUCGCGAGCGCAUUUCAGCGAUUCUCCUCAAAUGGUCGGCAUCUAUUUCGAUUUACUUGAAUGACGUCGGGUGGAUGCGACCUCCCAGUGGGAAUAGUGUUCUGGUGCAUGGACACCGCCAGGGGUUCUUACAUGUUGGAACGUGGCCUCGAAAUGAGGACCAAUUUGCUUCUUUUGCGCUACAGAACGGAUAUGUCACAGUCUAA
This is a messenger RNA of Cyclocybe aegerita, 1896 nucleotides long. Lineage: Eukaryota; Fungi; Basidiomycota; Agaricomycetes; Agaricales; Hemipholiotaceae. The record is from the annotation of a GenBank genome assembly.